Molecule: messenger RNA, 761 nt
Organism: Hordeum vulgare subsp. vulgare (domesticated barley)
Lineage: Eukaryota; Viridiplantae; Streptophyta; Magnoliopsida; Poales; Poaceae
Product: B3 domain-containing protein Os06g0107800-like
Exons: 1
Coding region: 43-645 (200 amino acids)
Molecular function (GO): DNA binding; DNA-binding transcription factor activity
Source: RefSeq, a predicted model, not a curated record
ACCAACCGAUCGAUAAGUUAAGGUGCAGAAUCAGAUAUAUCGAUGGCGUUGACGGCCGCGCUGGGGAGCAGGGGAGCGGAGCAAGAUCAGGACGGCGGCGACGGCAAUGGUGGCAAUGGCAAUGGCCGCGGCGGCGGCGAGGAGAUGAUGAUCAUGCGGGAGCACAUGUUCGACAAGGUGGUGACGCCGAGCGACGUGGGGAAGCUGAACCGGCUUGUGGUUCCCAAGCACUUCGCGGAGCGGCACCUCCUCCCGCGGCUGCCCGGCGGCGGGGCCGCCGGGGCGGCCUGCCCCGGAGCCGUGCUGCGGUUCGAGGACGGCCGCGGCGGCGGGAAGGCCUGGGCGUUCCGCUUCUCCUACUGGAGCAGCAGCCAGAGCUACGUCAUCACGAAAGGGUGGAGCUCCUUCGUCCGCGACCGCCGCCUCGCUGCCGGCGACACCGUCUCCUUCUGCCGAGCCGGUGCGCGCCUCUUCAUCGACUGCCGGAAACGGGGCGCCGGGGCCGGGGUCGCCUCGGCGCCGACGACGAGCCUCCUCGUGCCUGUAGCGCUUCCGCAGCAGGCGACGUCGGACGAAGACAGGGCACCGCGCGGGCGGCGCCUCCGGCUGUUCGGCGUGGACCUCGAGCUCGCCGGUGCAGAAUGAUACUAGGAGAUUAAUUAUGCACCCACAUUACUGUUAGUUUUUUAAAGAAAGAAGAAGGGAUGAAAUUGAAUUCAUGUAGUGUUCGUCAAGGACAAUCUCAAGUUGCUAGUACGAUG